Messenger RNA from Tricharina praecox, 480 nucleotides. RefSeq lists its product as uncharacterized. Lineage: Eukaryota; Fungi; Ascomycota; Pezizomycetes; Pezizales; Pyronemataceae. The transcript is spliced from 2 exons. Bases 1 to 480 code for a protein of 159 amino acids. The record is from RefSeq and is a predicted model, not a curated record.
AUGGCAAAGACGAAGACAAUCGCCCGCCCAGCAGCAGCAGCUACGCGCACCUCGACGCGCAUCCAGAAGAACAAGAACAAGAAGGCGGCCAGCGCGAUUAUCGCCAGCGCAAUCCCUACCACCGCCAUCCCCGUUCCCCCCGCAAAGCGCUUCGUCGGGCCCCUCCCCCUCGACCCCAUGAGCCCCGACGCAAAGCUAUUUCGUGCUGGCUGUGCUGGCGGUGCUGGCAUCAGCAUGGUGAUCUGCUUCAAGAUCAAGAGUAAGGCACUUGAUGCCGCCCUCGCGAAGAAGAUGAGCCUCCUGGAGCACCCGGAUCGUCCCGGGAUGUUGAUCCGUGGUGGCGACGACUCCGUUGAGGCUCACGAUGUGGAGCGGGAGCUCAAAGAGAUGAGGAAGCGGGCGGUGGAGCAGCUCGGCGGUGGGGAGAGCUGCGAGAGGGUGGCGAAGAGGUUGGGGGAUAUGCUCCUUGCUGAGUCCUGA